AGGGGAACUGGAAAUAUGAAACUAGGAAUUGGGUACGGGUGCUUUUGUUUGUUCCCAGACGUUUCCUGAGGGUUCUCAAUGAUGGGGAACUUCAUCCCUCUUCAUGGAGGAGUGGAGCUCCCACUCCCCGAAACCCUAAUGGUUAAUCCUCGCACCGUUUUUGCACUCCAUCGUGUCUCGUAUCAGGCGUCUAACACGACUCCCUUGAAACUCAUCGUCGCCAUCGUCCACGCAGCGUCGAAGUGCAGAAUGAAGUGCAAGGCUGGAGUUUGAACUUUUGAAUGUCCUAUUCAGCUGGGUAUUGUGGUUGACCUGCACUAGUCAAUCCUUUAAACUACAGAUAGGAGAGUAUUUUUCAGAUAAUUGGCCGGUAUGUCGCAGCCUGCAGUGUCAGUUUCGGCGGGUUCAGUGUCUGCAGCGCUGCCUAAUGUAACUCCAGCAGCUCCUACAUCAGUUUCCACCCCUUUUCUGGGGGAUGCGGUGAUUCCCUUGGUUAACAAGCUUCAGGACAUAUUCUCACAGCUGGGCAGUGCCUCCACUAUCGACUUGCCCCAAGUGGCAGUAGUUGGAAGCCAAAGCAGUGGGAAAUCUAGUGUGUUAGAAGCUCUUGUAGGACGUGACUUCUUGCCAAGAGGUUCGGAUAUAUGCACUCGGCGGCCUCUAGUGCUGCAGUUGGUGCAGACCUCACGAAGGGCUGAGGACCAAACCGAAUUAGUAGAGUGGGGUGAGUUCCUACAUAUUCCUGGUCGGCGCUUUACAGACUUUGCAGCCAUCCGGAAAGAGAUUCAGGCUGAGACCGACAGGGAGCUUGGAACCAACAAGGGUAUUUCUGAGAAGCAGAUUCGCCUGAAAAUUUUUUCCCCCAAUGUUUUGAACAUCACGCUUGUGGAUCUACCUGGAAUUACCAAGGUACCUGUUGGCGAUCAACCUAAUGACAUCGAGGCCCGCGUUAGGACUAUGAUUUUGUCCUAUAUUAAACACGAGACUUGCAUAAUAUUGGCAGUCUCUCCUGCAAAUGCAGAUUUGGCAAACUCAGACGCUCUGCAAAUGGCACUCAUGGCGGAUCCUGAUGGAUCUCGAACCAUUGGAGUGAUCACAAAAUUGGAUAUAAUGGACAGAGGAACAGACGCCCGGAAUUUCCUGCUCGGAAAUGUCAUACCAUUACGUCUUGGCUAUAUUGGAGUUGUUAAUAGGAGUCAAGAGGAUAUUAUCGCAAACAAGUCCAUUCGAGAUGCUCUGGCCUAUGAAGAAAGUUUCUUCAGGAGCAAACCCGUGUACCAUAAUUUGGCUGAUAGGUGCGGGGUCCCUCAGUUGGCGAUAAAAUUGAACACGAUUUUGGUGCAGCACAUUAAGUCAAUUCUUCCAGAUUUGAAAGCCCGCAUAAGCACUCAGAUGAUCACUCUUCAGAAAGAGCUUGCUGGAUACGGAGAGAUCACGGAUUCCAAAUCAGGGCAAGGGGCAUUGUUGCUAAAUAUUCUGACCAAGUAUUCUCAUGGCUUUCAAUCUGUUGUUGACGGGAAGUACGAAGAAAUGUCAACUACAGAGCUCUCUGGAGGAGCCCGGAUUCAUUACAUUUUUCAAGCUAUUUUUGUGAGAAGUUUGGAGGAGGUAGAUCCAAACGACGAUUUGACUGAUGAUGACAUACGGACAGCUAUACAGAACGCAACAGGACCCAAAAAUGUACUUUUCGUACCGGAGGUGCCUUUUGAGGUGCUAGUACGCCGACAAAUUGCUCGGUUAUUGGAGCCCAGUCUACAAUGUGCUCGGUUUAUUUAUGAUGAACUUGUGAAGAUUUCACAUAGGUGUGAAACGCUUGAGUUGCUAAGGUUUCCACAUCUGCGAAGACGCAUCGAGGAAGUUGUAGCUAGUUUCUUGCGUGAAGGUUUGUCUCCCGCAGAAACCAUGAUUGGUCAUCUCAUUGAAAUGGAGAUGGAUUACAUCAAUACGUCGCAUCCUGCUUUUAUUGGUGGUAGCAAGGCUGUGGAAAUAGCUUUGAAUCAGCAACGGGGUGCCAAGGCUUCCAAGGACUUGCAUGAUUGGAAGGAACCAGGGUCUGAGCGUCCCCCUUCCCUACCAGAGAAGCAAGCAAAAGCUCGUGCAAUUUUGGCUCGAACAAAUGCUGCAUCACUUGCUUCUCAUGAGCCAGUUGUACCAAGGCCUCCGGUUGGGUCACAGGAGAAGGUUAGCACUGUCGGUAGUGUUGGAUCUGGAAGCAGCUGGGGAAUAUCCUCAAUUUUCUCUAGCAGUGAAAGCCGCCAACCUGUGAAUGGCAGCAGUAAGGAGCAUGCACCUAUUCGAAGCUACUCCGAACCUACACCGGGACUUUUAGAAUCGCCACUUUCCAGCAUUCAGUUGCGUGAGCCACCAGCUACUCUUAGAGCGAAUGAUGCUCAAAGCGAGCAAGAGACCGUGGAAAUCGCUGUUACUCGGCUGCUAUUAAAGUCCUACUAUGACAUCGUGCGGAAGAAUAUACAAGACUUAGUGCCAAAAACUAUCAUGCAUUUUUUGGUCAACCAUGUGAAAAGAGAGCUUCAUAGCGUAUUCAUCAGGAAGUUGUACAGGGAGAAUUUGUUUGAGGAGAUGCUUCAGGAAAAGGAGGACAUCGCCGUCAAGCGGAAGCGCUGCAAGGAGAUUCUACGAGUUCUACAGCAAGCUAAUUGGACAAUUGAAGAACUUCCAUUGGAAUUUGAAUCGGCAUCACGACCUGCCUCGAGCUUUGAUGCAACAGGGCUACCUCCUCCUGCUACGAAAGGUAGUAAUAUGGCUCCAGCAUUGCAUGCCCUCAUUAAUGGUGAUUAUGCUGGAGUUCAUUCUACUUUAGGUUACUUGGGAUCGCCGAGAGGUUCGAAAUCGAAGAGGAACUUCCUCCCAGAGCAUUCUAUAAACGGAGGAAUGGUCUCAAACCACAGCUGAUCAUUCUGGAGGGUGGGUGAAAGUAGUCAUUGUAGAGACACUUCCAGAUGUGCCUAGUGAACUUCAGGAGGUUGAAUUUGCUAUCACUUGUAUCAAAGUAUCAGUCCUUUAGGUUAACGACAUUUUUUCUGGGUAAACUGGUAGUUUCUAGUCAGGCAUUCUAUAUAUUCUUUUCAGGAUAUUUCUAAGAUAAUUUAGUUGAAACCCUUGCACAUACUGUUGAAGGUUCAACACUUAAUAUGUGGACUUAGCAUUGGGAACGGAGCAUUGCAACGGUGAAAUUGAAGUGUGCCAGCUGAUUUUGUCAAUCUUCUGUAAUUUUCGUUUUCCUUAAGACGUAAAGAGUGGUGAGCAAGAGACUUGUAACUCGAUAAUGCAGUUGGGACGGCCAGGUUUGAGCUCAAUAUCGUUUUGGGUCACUGAAGGUUCUGCCCUUUUCUUU
Messenger RNA from Physcomitrium patens, 3355 nucleotides. RefSeq names its product dynamin-related protein 3A. NCBI's taxonomy places the organism in Eukaryota, Viridiplantae, Streptophyta, Bryopsida, Funariales, Funariaceae. Gene Ontology annotation, cellular component: cytoplasm; microtubule; membrane. Gene Ontology annotation, molecular function: GTP binding; GTPase activity; microtubule binding. The record is from RefSeq and is a predicted model, not a curated record.